AUGGCAACCAUAGAAGCCCUUAUCCAAGAAUGGCUACGUUUGGACAGGGAUGAAGCCACGAGGACGGAGAUUCUGGAACUCGUCAAGCAGCAAAACUUCAAGGAAUUAGAUUUUCUUCUCGGUUCGAGGCUCACAUUUGGUACAGCUGGUCUCAGGGCUCGAAUGGGAGGGGGCUUUUCACGACUCAACAGCUUAACUAUCAUCCAAACAUCCCAGGGUCUAGCUCAGUAUCUACUAGAAGAAGAACGGGCCUCAGCAGCUACGGCAGGAGUAGUCAUUGGGUAUGAUGCCCGCCACAACUCCAAGAAGUUUGCAGAACUUGCAGCUGCCGCCUUCAUUGCCAAAGGGAUUCGAGUCUCGUGGUACGAGGAUCUCGUUCAUACUCCAAUGGUGCCUUUCGCUGUGAAACAGCUUCAUGCCGCCGCUGGUAUCAUGAUUACUGCAAGCCACAAUCCCAAAGACGACAAUGGCUACAAAGUCUACGGGUCAAACGCAUGCCAGAUCAAUAGCCCAGCAGAUGCCAAGAUUUCAGCCGCUAUACUAAACAAUCUAGAGCCAGUGACCUGGGACAUCAAAGGCAACGGACAGUCCAAGCUGCUCACCCCAGUGCUGGACAACAUGCGGGCAAGCUACCUUAAAAAAGUACAUCAAUACGUGGAUGUUCGCCCAAGAGAUGCCGGCUUUCCUCUGGGAUUUGUAUAUACUCCUAUGCAUGGUGUCGGUCUCGUUCCCAUGGAAGCCAUAUUGAAGGUGCUAGAUAGCCAUGACCGCAUGGUAGUAGUCCGGGAGCAAGCCCAGCCUGACGCCGAAUUCUCCACUGUGGUUUAUCCGAACCCCGAAGAAACAGGGGCUCUUGACCUAGCAAAGGCAACAGCAAACCAGCGGAAUGUACGAUUGAUUCUUGCCAACGACCCUGACGCAGAUCGUUUUGCCGUUGCCGAGAAGCUGGAUGACGGUUCCUGGCAUCAAUUCACCGGUGAUCAAGUAGGGAUUCUUCUCGCGGAUUACCUGGCCAAAGGGAUAAAGCCCGAAGAAUCGGGUGAAGAGUGGAUGUUGACGACCGCGGUGUCUUCCCAGAUGCUUUCAGUGCUUGCAGAAGCUCGAGGAUUCGCCGUUGAGGAAACCCUUACAGGAUUCAAGUGGCUUGGUAAUCGAGCAUUAGAACUUGCGGGUAAGGGCAAAAAGGUGCAUUUUGCCUACGAAGAAGCGCUAGGUUACAUGUUCCCUGACGUCGUCCAUGACAAAGAUGGGAUUGCAGCCGCUGUCGUUUUUCUGCGCGCUUGCAAGGAUUGGCCAUCAUGUUCCCCGUGGGCUAAACUACAGGAAUUGUAUGGGGGCUACGGCUAUUUUCAUACGAUUAAUACGUACUGGCGGUCUCCAGACAUAACAGCAACGUCGGCAGUAUUCGAUCAAGUGCGUCGCAUUGGGGAGCCUUACCCAAAGCUUGUCGGACGAAGAAAUGUAGUCCGCUGGCGAGACCUGACCGUGGGGUAUGAUUCCAGUACUAACGACCACACACCUGACUUGCCCGUUUCAGAAAGUAGUCAAAUGAUCACCUGCUGGCUCGAAAAACUCGAUGAUAUUGACGAAGGAAUCCGCUUCACGGUUAGAGCAUCUGGGACUGAACCCAAGAUCAAGAUAUAUUUGGAAUGCCGUGGCAAGGAUCCAUUAUCAGCCAAAACAGGGGCAACCCAGAUGCUGGAGAGUAUAAAGCUGGAAUGGUUCAAUGAUCCUUGCCUCAUUAUGGAGAAGAAGCCUUGA
Letharia columbiana is the source of this 1761-nucleotide messenger RNA. RefSeq lists its product as uncharacterized. Lineage: Eukaryota; Fungi; Ascomycota; Lecanoromycetes; Lecanorales; Parmeliaceae. Bases 1 to 1761 code for a protein of 586 amino acids. The record is from RefSeq and is a predicted model, not a curated record. Gene Ontology annotation, biological process: carbohydrate metabolic process; purine ribonucleoside salvage. The transcript is spliced from 2 exons. Gene Ontology annotation, molecular function: magnesium ion binding; phosphopentomutase activity.